Molecule: messenger RNA, 850 nt
Organism: Aspergillus brunneoviolaceus CBS 621.78
Lineage: Eukaryota; Fungi; Ascomycota; Eurotiomycetes; Eurotiales; Aspergillaceae
Product: GNAT family N-acetyltransferase
Exons: 1
Coding region: 180-659 (159 amino acids)
Molecular function (GO): acyltransferase activity, transferring groups other than amino-acyl groups
Source: RefSeq, a predicted model, not a curated record
UACCCCUCCCUCCCUUCGGCUCUCAUUCUUGAGGACAUCCUCCUACCCUUAAAACCCUUGCCCUGCGGUCCCUUUAAAUCCUUCAUUGUCAGCCCUCCCGCGGCUGGCUUGCCCUGUCACUUUCGGGAUCGUUUCAAACCCAGCCCUGAAUGUACUCAUGCUCUCAAAAUUUUCCAAGAAUGUCGACCGAUCUGAUCUUCUCAGACAUCCACUCCCUGAACAGGAUCCAAGCCAUGGACAUUCUUGCCCAGAUCGCACGUGUCGAGAAAAAGAGUUUCCCUGCCAAUGAGGGCAUGACCUUUGGAGAGGAGCUUUGGCGCAAGAAGCCCAACACGAGGGUCCUGUAUGCCCACCUCCCAGGCGCAAAUCCCCCGCUGGUUCUGGCUUAUGCGGUCUACGUCCGCCAGAAAGGCAUUGCCCUGCUCCAUAAAGUCUGUGUAGCCGAGACUUAUCGCCGUCGGGGCGUAGGGCUCCAGCUGAUGGGCUACGUUCGCACUCGUCUGCAAAGGGAGGGUUGUCAGUAUAUCCAGUUAUGGGUGGACAAGGACAGAGCCCCAGCUAGAGCUUUGUACGCCCGCAGUGAUUAUGCAGAGCGCGAGGAAAUCCCAGAUUACUAUGGACCAGGCCGGACUGGCGUUAGAAUGGUCCUGGAUUUCUAGUCAAGUAGCCCUUGAGACCUUGACUUGUUGCUGCUACCCCUGUCACUCCUGUGGCAUCGCUUGUACAUGAGUAGGUCCCCUGGAUAAGGUUGUUUACUCGCGACGAGACCAAAAGGCACAAGCGCCAAUUGAUUCCUUCAGGCCAUCUGUCAAAUAGCUGCAAUUCUCCGAGUCAGGGUGUUGACGGUUCA